Jatropha curcas is the source of this 4862-nucleotide messenger RNA. RefSeq names its product erythroid differentiation factor-like protein. The record is from RefSeq and is a predicted model, not a curated record. NCBI's taxonomy places the organism in Eukaryota, Viridiplantae, Streptophyta, Magnoliopsida, Malpighiales, Euphorbiaceae. Gene Ontology annotation, biological process: positive regulation of DNA-templated transcription.
AUUUCCAGAACAGAAACAAACGAGAGAACACAGAACAACCAGCAACAGGAGAAUCUGAGCUGAAUAUUGAAUUGAAACAGACGGGAGAAAUUGAAGACAGAAGAACUAAUUAAUAAACAAUAAAAAAAUCCAUGGAGAAACGGUCACCUCCUUCGUCACCAUCAAGCUCCAUUGAUGGCUCAAGAGAACUUCAAUGUAUUGGAACACUCGAAAUUGUUAGACCGAAACCUGUCGGUUUUCUCUGCGGUUCUAUUCCUGUCCCUACCGAUAAAUCUUUUCACGCUUUCAACUCCGCUCUUGUUCCUUCUAGCGAAACAGUAAGUGCACCGAGGUACCGGAUGCUGCCGACGGAGACCGAUUUGAAUACACUUCCGGUUGUUUCAAACUUGCCGGAGAAGGUUCUUCCUGUUGGUGCUAUACAAUCUAAGGCCACCGGAGAGUUACCUUGGGAAGGAGAUACUAUUUCAUCAAACCUUACUAGGAAAUGUGAAGCUCUUGCUGUAUCUGGUUUAGCGGAAUAUGGGGAUGAGAUAGAUGUGAUUGCUCCUACUGACAUUCUGAAGCAGAUCUUCAAAAUGCCGUAUUCUAAGGCUCGAUUAUCAAUUGCAGUUCGUCGUAUUGGACAGACUCUUGUCCUGAACACCGGGCCUGACUUGGAAGAGGGAGAAAAGUUGGUUAGGAGACAAAAAAAUCAACCAAAGCAUGCAGAUCAAUCUUUGUUUCUGAAUUUUGCUAUGCAUUCAGUCAGAAUGGAGGCUUGUGAUUGUCCACCAACUCAUCAUUCUUCAUCAGAGGGGCAGUCAAAUUCAUCUGUACUUCCUGGGUCUGGCACAUCACAUUCUAUGGGGCAGCGUGAUGGUGCCACUGAGAAUGAAGGAUACAACCAUUGUUCAGAGUAUCCACAAGUCAAACAAGAUGGCUUCUUUUGGGAAGGUAAAAAGAAUAAGAGAAAUAAGGAUCAUCAUCCAGUAAAAAAGGCUUCACGCGUUGGUGAAAAGCCUAGAUGCUCAGUUCAAGAAUCUGAGAAGCAUAAAAGGGUGCAUAAUGAUGGAUUUUUAAGGGUUCUGUUUUGGCAAUUUCACAAUUUCCGAAUGCUCUUAGGCAGUGACUUGCUUCUCUUCAGUAAUGAAAAGUAUGUUGCUGUGAGCUUGCAUUUAUGGGAUGUAACAAGACAGGUAACUCCAUUAACUUGGCUUGAAGCAUGGCUUGACAAUGUUAUGGCGAGUGUACCCGAGUUGGCCAUCUGUUAUCAUCAAGAUGGUGUUGUUCAAGGUUAUGAACUUCUUAAAACAGAUGAUAUAUUUCUAUUAAAAGGCAUCUCAGAAGAUGGAACUCCUGCUUUUCAUCCUCAUGUUGUUCAGCAAAAUGGCCUCUCUGUUCUGAGGUUCCUUGAAGAAAACUGCAAGCAGGAUCCUGGUGCCUACUGGCUUUAUAAAAGUGCUGGUGAAGAUGUGAUUCAACUUUUUGAUAUUUCUGUUAUUCCAAAGAACCACACCUCCAACAAUUGUGAUGAUAGCUCAAUGUCCCUUCCUUCCUUAUUGAACAGAGAGAGAAGUGAUUCCUUAUUUUCAUUGGGAACUCUUCUUUAUCGCAUUGCUCAUAGGCUUUCUCUUUCCAUGGCACCUAAUAAUAGGACUAAGUGUGCAAGAUUCUUCAGGAAAUGUUUGGAAUACUUGGAUGAUCCAGAUCAUCUGGUAGUGCGGGCAUAUGCUCAUGAGCAAUUUGCAAGACUUCUUUUGAAUCAUGAAGAGGAGCUGGAAUUGAAUUUGACAUCUGAAUCACUUCCAAUAGAAUGCGAAGUUACAGUCCCAGUAGAAUCCUUGGACUCUUCUUGUGGUUUAUCUGAAUCAGUUGCUUAUGACAAUUUCUCCUUGCCAGUCGCAGAAGAUAGAUUGAGUGGAAACCACUCUCGUUAUGAAAUAUCAGAGACUCCUGCAAAGAUGACGCUGCAGGAAACUGUAUCUAUUUGCAGAAAUUUGAUAGCAUCAAAUGACACAGAAUCAAAAGAUUUAGAAGAAUCCCUUCCAAGUUCUAGUGGUAGUGAAACAUUUGCAGUGUCUAAAAAGCCUCCGGCUUCUGCAUGUGUGGUUCAAACUGUUGCUCAUCCAAUCUCCUCCAAGUUAGCUGCAGUACAUCAUGUUUCACAAGCUAUUAAAUCUCUUAGAUGGAUGCGCCAACUACAAGGCACUGAAGUAGAGUUGCUUGAUAGGGUUAGUAAUAAUCAUGAUAGGCCACCUUCAUCUGUAAACUUUUCUGUCUGUGCAUGUGGUGAUACCGAUUGUAUAGAAGUUUGUGAUAUUCGAGAAUGGCUUCCAACAUCAAAAAUAGAUAAUAAACUGUGGAAGCUUGUUCUUCUGCUUGGAGAAUCUUAUUUGGCACUAGGGCAAGCUUAUAAGGAGGAUAACCAGUUGCAUCAAGCGUUGAAAGUAGUAGAAUUAGCAUGUUCUGUUUAUGGAUCAAUGCCACAACAUUUAGAGGAAGCAAGGUUUAUUUCCUCAAUUACUAAAUAUCCAUCCCUAGAAAUAUUCAAUGAAAAUAAUGAGAAGACAAUAUCAUAUGUUGGUGAUGCAAAGGGAGUAAAAUCAAGUCCUAGUGAUGAUUCUCUUGCUUUUGAGCGUCUCUCUUUGACUUACCUAUUCUGGGCCAAGGCAUGGACGCUGGUUGGAGAUGUGUAUGUUGAGCUUCAUUUAAUAAAAGGUAAAGAGCUCUCAGUAAAAGCAGACAUUAAACCUUCUGCCAAAGAAUUGAGAAUGUCGUCUGAGGUUGUGAAGGAAGUCCAAAGGCUAAAGAAAAGGCUGGGUCGGUAUAUUCAGAAUUGCAGUUCAUGUUCUCUUGUAAAUUGCAGCUGCCAAAGUGAUAGGGCUAGCAGUGGUAGCAGCGCUAGCAGUAGCAGUGGAAAUAAGCGCUCUGUAGUUUAUGGCAGGAAGCAUGGUAAACGAUCUUAUUUAAAAAAUGCCUCUUACUCUCUCUAUGGGGACUUCGAUAAUGGUCAUGCUCUUCACAAAGUGGAGAAUAGGGGUUCUGACAGUGAAUAUCUCCAGCUUGAUACUAUGAUAGAAGCUCCUAGAAUUAGAGAUGAUAACCUUGGAGUAACUUCCUCUGGAGCUGUUAAUUCUAGAACAAGAGAAGGCAGCAGUUUGGAAAUGCAUGAAGAAGUGGUGCCAUGUCAAAGUGAAAGCACUUCAAAAGAAAUGCCAAAAAUUAAGAAUGGUGGGAUAUUUAAGUAUUUGACAGAUUAUACUGAUAUAGAUGCAGAUGCAGAACACUAUCUUUCUACUGCACUAAAUUGUUAUGAAGAAGCUAGAAAAGCAUUGGUUGGACUUCCUACAGGCUCAGCUGAAUUACAGUCUGUAAUUAAAAAGAUUGGGUGGGUUUGCAAUGAAAUGGGUCGAAAUAGGCUUGGAAGAAAAGAGUUGACAAAAGCUGAACUUGCUUUUGCUGAUGCCAUAUCUGCAUUCAGAGAAGUUUCUGAUCACACCAACAUCAUAUUGAUCAAUUGUAAUUUGGGCCAUGGUAGACGAGCUUUGGCUGAAGAGAUGGUAUCAAAGUUUGAAAGUCUCAAAUUCCAUGACGUCUUCCAUAAUGCUUGCAAACAAGCUUUGCAAAGUGCAAAGCUGGAAUACUGUGAAUCACUUAAAUUUUAUGGGGCAGCAAAGUCAGAAUUGAAUGCUAUUGCCUUAGAGAACAACUUGGAAUCAAAGAGCUUGAAGAAUGAAGUAUAUACUCAGUUUGCUCACACAUAUCUGAGGCUUGGCAUGCUUUUGGCCAGAGAAGAUAUUACUGCAGAAGUUUAUGAGAAUGGUGCCUUGGAAGAUUUGCCUGUUGUUUGUAUUAGUCCCAGUGACAAGAAAGCUACGAGAGAAUUGAGAAAACAUGAGAUUUCAGCUAAUGAAGCUAUUAGAGAGGCAUUAUCAGUGUAUGAAUCUUUGGGUGAAUUACGUAAACAAGAGGCUGCAUAUGCUUGCUUUCAGCUUGCUUGCUACCAAAGGGAUUGCUGUUUAAAAUUUUUGGGGUCAGAUUAUAAGAAAAGCAACUUGCCUAAAGGUGAAAAUAGCAUUAUUCAACGGGUGAAGCAGUAUGCUUCCUUGGCUGAGAGGAACUGGCAAAAAGCAAUAGAAUUUUAUGGACCAGAGACGCAUCCCACCAUGUACCUAACAAUUCUUACAGAGAGAUCAGCUCUUUUACUAAGCCUCUCAAGUUUCUUACACUCAAAUGCAAUGCUAGAAUCAGCUCUAUCUUGUAUGCUUGAAGGACGCAAUGCAUCUCAAAAAAUUUCAGAUUCUUUUGGAACUGAUCACCCACAGGUACAUGCCAAAUUUUGGGGUCAUUUGCAGACGCUUUUGAAGAAAAUGUUAGCCUCCAUGCUUCCUGGAAAUACAAAUAGAUCUUCAUCCAUUGUUCAGCCAACAUCAGGAUCUAACAGGCCUGAUGCUAGAAAGCUCAGGGACCUCUACAAGAUGUCAUUGAAGUCUGCUGAUUUCAGUCAGUUACAUGCUAUGAAUGAUUUGUGGAUAUCAUAACCUGAAACUUACCUUUCUAUUUUCUGGAGUUCAUCCUAUAAUAUUUACAUCUCAUGCGGAAAGUAAUAUUAGCAUUGGAUAAUUGAAGAACUCUCCUUGCAGCAUUUUGUUGUUGGCACAACUCACCUUUGUACCACAGUAGCUGAGAUGCACUAGAAUUGAUGGAAAGAUUUGAAAGUGAAAAUACUAACAAACAUUUAGGAGAAUGUAUAUGUGGAUGGGUUGCUCUUAAGGCUAUGUAAAUGGGGCGUUGAAAUUGUAAAUAUGCUUAAAAGAUAGAUUUCCAAAUUUGUGCAAGUUAUAUUCUAUUAGUACAUAAUUCAAAAACAGUUAUUUCAUUUA